GUCUUCUGGUGAUUGUGAUGUUAUGAGCCAUCAUUGAAAAGCUCAAAUUUUUGAUUUAGACAAUGGAAAGUACAAUACAAAAUCUCUUGGAAAAACUGAGAUCUCUUGUGGGGACGAGAGGUUGGGAUUACUGCGUUCUAUGGAAGCUGAGUGACGAUCAAAGGUUUGUGAAGUGGUUGGGUUGUUGUUGCGGCGGAGCAGAAGAGAUCAUCAGUAACUUCGACGGCAAUGACAAUGGCGGAGAAGGGUUUUGUUUCUCGAGCGGUGUGCCCUCACGUUGUAGGGAUGUUAUGUUUCAUCAUCCAAGGACCAAAUCUUGUGAACUUUUGGCUAAUCUUCCUGUUUCAAUCCCUCUCGAAUCCGGGAUUCAUACAGAGACUCUGGUGUCAAACCAAACCGCUUGGUUAAACUUCUCAGACAGGUCGGAGCCAGAGUUUCUGCAGGAAACAACCUGCACCAGGGUUCUGAUCCCAAUGCCAGGUGGGUUGGUCGAGCUAUUUGUGACCAGACAAGUGUCUGAAGAUCAACACAUUGUAGAUUUCGUAAUGAGAGAAUGCAACUUCUUGUUGGAUCACACAUCGAUCGGGGCAUUGUCGAUGAAUAUGAUGGGAGCAGAGAAGGUUGAAUCCAAGCCAUAUGAAAUAUCCGAAGGAUUCGAACAUAAAGGAGCUAAGGAGGAUAUGAAUCUUUCUUUUGUGCAGUUGGGCGAGUACGAGGUCGAACACAUCAAGUUGAAGAACGAUUAUCAGGAAUUAGGGUUCCUCCCGGAGAAUAAGCAUAUGGGUAUGAACCCGUUUAACUUGGUGGUUGCAGAAGAUGAGAUUAUUGGCAUGGAAGCUCUGCACAACUCCAUGGGAGUUGGUGCGGUGGAUAUGCAUAACGUCGAGGGUUGUGACCCUAGCUUACAGGUCAAGGAACAAGACGACAAGGAAACUUUCAGCCAUGAGAAUGGGAGGCUGGAAUUGGGCUCGGAUUGCAGUGAUCAGAUGGAUGAUGAGGAUGAUGCCAAGUUUAAGCAAGAAAAAAUAGGAAAAGGGUCUCAGGCCAAGAACCUGAUGGCUGAGAGGAGGAGAAGAAAGAAGCUAAACGAUAGGCUCUAUACUCUUCGCUCAUUGGUUCCAAAGAUAUCUAAGUUGGACAGGGCGUCGAUUCUCGAGGAUGCGAUAAACUUUGUGAAGGAGCUGCAGAAUGAGGCAAAGGAGCUACAAGAGGAGCUUGAAGAUAAUUUGGACACUAAUGAUGGAUCCAAUAGACACAAUGGGGAUGUUGCCAUUGGAGGUAACAAUGAUCUGGUAAAAGGCUUUCACUCUGGUCUCUCAUGCAACACCACCAAUGUCCCAAAUCUAAAACAAGAUAUGGAUCCUAAUCAGAGUUCCAACGAGAAAGAACAGAAAAUGGAGCCACAGGUGGAUGUAGCUCAGGUAGAUAGAAAGGAGUUUUUUGUGAAGGUGAUAUGCGAAUACAAAUCGGGCAUAUUCACAAAGUUAAUAGAGGCCAUGGAUUCUUUAGGGUUCGAGGUCACAAAUGCAAACACAACUCGCUUACUCGGUCUUGUCUCAAAUGUCUUCAAAGUUAAGAGGAAAGAUAGUGAGAUGGUGCAAGCGGAGCAUGUGAGAGACUCGUUGCUGGAAAUAACUAGAAACACAUCCCGAGGAUGGCAUGGUGGUGGUGAUGAUGAUGAUCAUAUAGGGUUUCACUGGGCGGAGGAUGGGUUCGAGGAAACGGCUAAUACGCAGGAUUUGAAGGUCACCAUUGAUGAGAUCUCCGAGCUCAUGAACAACGUGAGACUCCGACAGAACGACAAGAAGAAUCAGAGGCCUCGCCUCCUGGAGAAGAGGAAGCUUGGUGAGUCAACUGUUCAAGAUUUGGAAAUCCAUGGCGGGAAGCAUGAUGAUACUCUUGUCGGAAACUUUGCGAGGAAAGAUUCAGAAAAACCCAACAGAAUCUCGGAGAAUUCUGACAUAUUCACAGAAGCCAUGGCAAAUUAUCUAAAGCAUGUGAUCAAUGUAUCGAAUAUAUAAAUUAUAAUAUGCCAAAGA
This is a messenger RNA of Tarenaya hassleriana, 2039 nucleotides long. Its product is annotated as transcription factor ABORTED MICROSPORES-like. The coding region runs from base 63 to 2021 and encodes 652 amino acids. Gene Ontology annotation, biological process: regulation of DNA-templated transcription. The record is from RefSeq and is a predicted model, not a curated record. NCBI's taxonomy places the organism in Eukaryota, Viridiplantae, Streptophyta, Magnoliopsida, Brassicales, Cleomaceae. The transcript is spliced from 9 exons. Gene Ontology annotation, molecular function: protein dimerization activity; sequence-specific DNA binding; DNA-binding transcription factor activity. Gene Ontology annotation, cellular component: nucleus.